Messenger RNA from Erigeron canadensis, 1504 nucleotides. Its product is annotated as putative RING-H2 finger protein ATL21A. The transcript is spliced from 3 exons. The coding region runs from base 88 to 1230 and encodes 380 amino acids. Gene Ontology annotation, molecular function: polysaccharide binding. NCBI's taxonomy places the organism in Eukaryota, Viridiplantae, Streptophyta, Magnoliopsida, Asterales, Asteraceae. The record is from RefSeq and is a predicted model, not a curated record.
AAUGAGAUGCCACAACACACAAAAGUCACACACACUCAUCAAAUAUAUGAACACAACCACAUAUGCUAAAUUCACUUUAAUUUCCUAAUGGAAACCCAACAAAGUUUACUCCUUAUUUUCUUGGUUUUUUUGUUUGUUGAAUCCAUCUAUGGUUCUGGCCAUGAUGAGUGCAGUCCAACCUUCUGUAGCCUCACCGGACCGCAAAUCCGGUUCCCUUUUCGGCUCCGGGGCCGACAACCUUCUCACUGUGGAUUCCCUGGCUUUGAUCUUUCUUGUAACAAAAAAAAUCAAACACUUUUCACUCUUCCAUCCAAUCAUUCUUUAGUUGUCAAUCAUAUUUCCUAUGCUUCCCAGGUGAUCAGUAUUGAUCCGGACUUCUGCAGGAUUGAAAGGAUCAGGGACAUAACAUUAGCUGGGACCCCAUUUGAUUUCAGUAUAGAAGAUAGAUACACUUUUGUCAACUGUUCGUCUCAAGUUAGUGAGUUCAGUUUCCAGACAAUGCCACUUUGGUUUCCUUGUUUAGGAAGUGUGAAUCAUUCAGUGUUUGCUGUGCGAACCGAUUGGAUUCCUAUUGGUGAUAUACCCGAGAGUUGUGAGAAUAUAAAGACGGUUUCAGUUCCAGUUAGGAGAUUUGAUGAUAUUAGGAGGCAGUUGACUCUGAUGUGGUUUAGACCGUAUUGUAGACCGUGUGAACUUGAUGGUACAACUUGUGGAUUGAAGAAUGAUGAUGGCGAGACUGCUUGUUUUGGUUCUUCUUCUGAUGGUAUUCCAAGGGGUACCAAGUAUGGUCUAAGCAUAGGUAUCGGUGUACCUGCACUUGUAUGCAUCAUUGGGAUCAUAUGCUACAUUUCUGGCAGAGCGAGGAACUACAAUCACCGUCAGCGCCAAAGCAUUGACCUGUUCUCUAUAGCAAUUACCCCACAGCCACCAACAACAACCGGCCUAGAUGGUCCCACAAUCGCGUCCUAUCCAAAAACCGUGUUGGGAGAGAGUUGUAGAUUGGCCAAAGAUGAUGGCACUUGCCCUAUAUGCCUUUCAGACUACAAACCUAAAGAGGAAGUUAGGACCAUCCCGGAAUGUAAUCACUAUUUUCAUGCAGAAUGUAUAGACGAGUGGCUCAAGUUAAAUGCAACUUGUCCAAUAUGCAGAAACUCACCUGAAACUUCGUCGUUGGUUACACCUUGCUCUUCAAUGUCAUCAAAUUCCUCAAACACAACUACUCAAUCAUAAAAUUUUGAUUCGUCGUUUGUGUAUAUUUUAAUGUAUUACAACAAGAGUUUUAACAUUGUAGGAUGUAGAGGAAUCGCCAUACACGCUCCAUGGGAUACGAUAGGAAUUGAUAGCUAUUUGAGAUUUGUAUCACUUGUAUGUAUAAUAAAUUUACACACAGAACAUCAUUGAGUAUGCAUAUAUGGGUAAACUCAUGGUUUACUUAUGAUGUUAGACCUUAUAAAGUCAUUUUUUAAUCAAAGUUUACAAAUGAUGAAUGGAUAUAUUAUCUACA